Schistosoma turkestanicum is the source of this 204-nucleotide messenger RNA. The record is from the annotation of a GenBank genome assembly. Lineage: Eukaryota; Metazoa; Platyhelminthes; Trematoda; Strigeidida; Schistosomatidae.
GUUCUUACAAAAGAUUCAGUUACUGUCGCUGUAGACGCUGUAGUUUAUUAUCGAAUAUAUAAUCCAGUUGUAGCUAUAACUAAUGUUGAAGAUGCUGAUCGAUCAACACGUUUAUUGGCAGCAACUACAUUAAGAAAUGUUUUGGGUACAAAAAAUCUUGCUGAAAUUCUUUCAGAACGUGAAUCUAUUUCAACAUCGAUGCAG